This is a messenger RNA of Diachasmimorpha longicaudata, 4279 nucleotides long. It is a transcript of the gene Glg1, whose product is annotated as Golgi complex-localized glycoprotein 1. The record is from RefSeq and is a predicted model, not a curated record. Gene Ontology annotation, molecular function: fibroblast growth factor binding. The transcript is spliced from 5 exons. Bases 411 to 3800 code for a protein of 1129 amino acids. Gene Ontology annotation, cellular component: Golgi membrane. NCBI's taxonomy places the organism in Eukaryota, Metazoa, Arthropoda, Insecta, Hymenoptera, Braconidae.
CCUCUCUUGGACAGAGCUCGCAAUGGGCCGAAAUAAUAAUAAUAAUGGGGGAGCCCUGCAGGUUUGACACGAGGUAUCCUUGAUCAAUGGACCCAAUGAAAUCUGCGUGAUCGGCUGGUAAAAUGGAGUCCCCCAAAAUCCGUGAUUUACCGACUGAAAUGCCCUAACCCCCUCCAUCAAGGACUAGCAAAAUUCCCCUCACUUUGCAACACUUUCAACUCUAUGGUCAACUGUCUGACACCCACUCAGACACCCUCUAGUCUGUCUACUUUACGCGCAAAGUUCGGAUAAAUCGUGACAUCAUAAAUAAUAAAAAAAAAGACACCAUUCACAUUGAAUAGUCAAACAAUCUCGGUAAAUUGUUAUGUGGGACGAAUUGGAAUACAUCUAGCAUACGUGGAACAGUAAAUAUGGAGUAUUCACGACGAUUGACUGGUGUUGCUGUUGCGUUAUUGUUUCAGUUGUUGUUUGAUGCUGAGAUAAAUGCCGGUGUCCUGGCUAAUGCCGUGAGGGAGAAAGCAAAUUCUGGUGUCUACACCAAUGUUGGUUGGGUCUUCGGUAAUGAUGAGUUAUCACGACGACGGAGGGCUGUUAUUGUUAACAGCCAGGUCAAUGGAGGGCAUUAUUUUAUUGAGGAUAAAAAGUGUCGGGAGUCGUUGGAAAGACUUUGUGGGGUUAUUGAUAAUAAUAACGAUGAUCUGUUUCUUUUAGAGUGUGUCCAGACGUACAAGAUAAGUGAGGCUUACAUGAUAGACGAUGACUGUCAGCACUUAAUCUGGAAGCACAUAGUAAACAUCACCGAAAACGAAAGAAUUCAACAACUGGCCCGUAAGGAAUGCGCUGACGACAUUGACAAUCUCCAAUGUCCAGUAAAAAGCAUGGAGCCCGGUGCAUACCUCUCCUGUCUCAUUGAACAACGUGAGAAUGUGAAAAGUCCCCAGUGCUCAGACUUCAUCCAGCGUUUGGAGUUCGUGGCAUUCAGUGACUUUCAAAUAAUCACUCCAAUGAGGAAGGACUGUCAAUCCGACAUAGACAAGUUCAAAUGCGGAGGAAUUCAGCCCCACCGUGACAUCUACCAGGGUCAAACCAUCUCCUGCCUGCAGGCACAGUUGGACAAGCUCGACCAAAAGUGCCACAAACGUAUCACCAAAAUCUCAGAAAUGCAAUCAGAAAACAUCAAACUCGAUCGUCAACUAUUUCUCGCUUGUGCGCAAGAUCGCGAAAAGUUCUGUCCCAACAUUUAUCCAGGAAGUGGUCAAGUCUACAAGUGCCUGAUGCAGCACCAGUUGGACCGGACAAUGUCGAAGCAGUGCCAGGAUCAGCUGGCGAGGCGUGAGAAAGUUAUUGUCUCGGAUUACAGGGCCUCGAAGCGUCUGGUGAAGACCUGCAGGGAGGACAUCAAGAUCAACCACUGCAGAAGAUCGGUAUCUGAGGACAAGGACAUCAGACUGGCGCAGAUUCUCCUCUGUCUGGAGACAGCGGCCAAGAACGGCACGAAGGUGGAUCCAGAGUGCCAGAAGGAGAUGUUCGAUCACCGAAAGAUCCUGAUGGAGGAUUAUCACUUAUCACCGGAGAUUGUUGACGGCUGUUCGCCAGACAUCUCUCGUUUCUGUAAUGGCCUUGGGCUUGGUGGAGUGACCAUUCACUGUCUAAUGGAGCAUGCCAAAGCCAGGAAGCCCAAGAAUAAGUUGCGAGCCGAGUGCCAACGAGCCCUCGAGGAACUUGUCAAGGAGACAGAUGCAGGUGAGGAUUGGCGAGUGGAUCCAGUACUUCACGACGCGUGUCAACCUGUGGUGGAUUCCUCCUGUCGAGACGUUCAGGGUGGAAAUGCUCGAGUGAUCUACUGCCUAAUGGACAAAGUGGGAACAGACAGAAUGCUGGAGGCGUGCGAGACAGCUCUGUUUCAAAUCCAGUAUUUCAUCGUGAGAGAUUACAAGUUGGAUCCCCAGUUGUACAAGGCCUGCAAAAGUGACGCUGUGCAGUUGUGCCAUGCUAAGGCAGCUUGGAGCGACGACGGCAAUCAGAUGGAUCCAGAGAGAGGUCCCUUGGUACUCCCCUGUCUCUACCGUUAUGCUGAUAAUCAGAAAAAUGUGACACUGAAGCCCGCCUGCCUCCAGGAAAUCAGAAGGGUGAUGCGUCAGCGUGCGAUAAGUGUUGAUCUCCAACCGGAGAUUGAGCAGGCUUGCUUCACAGAGCUUGCAGACAAUUGCUACAAGAAAGUGGCAAAGGGCGAGGAGAUUCUGUGCCUCCAGGAUAACCUGGAUGAUUUGAGUGAUAAAUGCAAACAGGCUAUCAACAAUCUGACUGAGGAUCAGGGGGAGAGGAUCGAAUUGAAUCCGAUAAUAAUGUCGGAGUGUGGAAAGGCGAUGGACAAGUACUGCGAGGACAUUCUGAAGAUUGGAAAGGAUGAGGGAGACAUGAUGGAGUGUCUGAUAAAACAUAAGAACGAUGUCGAGUACAACUGCAAGGCUGCUAUCGAACACAUCCAGAUUAUAUCAUUGAAGAAUUAUCAUUUCACGUACAAAUUCAAGAAGGCAUGCAAACAGCACGUCGAUCGCUUCUGUGACAAGGCCGCCACGAAGGCGAGGGUGAUAGAGUGCCUGAGUGACAUUGUCAGGGAGGAUAUCACCAGUGGCAGCAAGCACAGGAUUGAAAAGGACUGCAGACAGCAGUUGAGGGGCCAACUGUACCAGCAGAGGGAGAAUAUCAAUCUGGAUCCAUUGCUACAGAGGGCGUGUCAGCGGGAGAUAAGGCAGUUCUGCUUUAAUAUUGAGCCCGGAAAUUCUCAAAUUCUGGAGUGUCUCGCUUCGCACAAGAUGCAGCUGUCUAAUACCUGUCACAGACAGUUGUUCAAGGUACGCCAGCAGGAGUUCUUGGACAGCUCCAGUGAUUUCUUGCUUUGGAACACGUGUCAAUCGAUGAUCGCCCAGUUCUGCCAGAAGGAUCCGGACAAGUCCAAAGUCUUUGAUUGCUUGAAGGGGGUCAAGGAUGAGCUGUCCUUCGAUGAAAAGUGUAAGGAAAUUGUUGUCAAGAGAAUGAUCGAGCAGAAUACUGACUACAGAUUCAAUGGUGCCCUUCAUGCUGCCUGCUCACACGACAUCGUCACUCAGUGUGAUAAGGUCGUCCAUAAUGAGCCCGCUGAUAAGGAGCUCGAGGGAAAGGUUGUCAAGUGCCUCAAGAUCAAGUUCAGGGAGGGAAAGCUCAGGGCUAAGUGCCAGAAGCAGAUGACCAUUAUUCUUAAACAGGCGGCGCAGAACUAUCAUCUUAAUCCACUCCUGGUGGCCAUGUGUAGUCAUGAGAUUCAGACUAUUUGUCAUUCGGAGGAAGAUGACAGUGAUACCGUGGAAGAGUGCCUCAAGAUGCAGUUCAAUAGGGGAAAUCCCGAAAUGAGAGAGGAGUGCAAAGUAGAAAUUGCGGAUCUCAUUGAAGAGGCCAAGGCUGAUAUUCAUUUUGAUCCACUGCUGCACAGAGCUUGCUCUAAUGAUGUCGCCAAGUACUGCAGCGAUGUCGCACAAGGAUCCGGAAGACAUAUCAUGUGCUUGCAAAAUACAAUGAAUGAUGGGAAGAAGCCCCUGGAGCCGGACUGUUUCAAAAUGCUGUCGAAACGAAUUGAAAUGUUCAAGAAUGUUGCAAAGCUUCAUUUGCCCAACACAAUAGAGGAACUCUACACAACGGUCAAUCAAUCUCCAUCGAGAAGAUACUUUUUAAUCAUGGCAUUCACCCUCAUAGGAAUAAUUUUUAUAAUGGGUUUGUUCUGUGGAAGAAUAACCCGUCGAACGAUGAUGAUGAAAAACAAGUAGCUUUCUAUUCCAGCCAAGGAGCAGCUCUAAAGUGAUUCAGUAAUUUAUAAGCUAUAAGUUUAAUUGUGAACAUUAAUUUCUUUUUCAUUAUCAAUAAUGCCGAUGGAAUUUCUAAAAUGUUACGAAUUGACGUGCUAAUUAUUCUGGAUUUGUUUGGGAUAUUUCAGUAUUCAUAUGUGUGGUUGAUUACAGCUGCUCGUUGAUAAUGUUUUUGAGUGAUUCGCUCGUCUUGUAACUUUACUUACUCAGUGAAUGUGCGAUCAUUCCGAAUUCUCAAUUUUGUACGCAACUUUUUCAAGCCAAUUUUAUACAUUAUCAACUUACUUUGCACAAUAUCAGUGAUAAUAAUGAAACAAUCCCCCACUCAAGCAGCAAAACCGAUGUUUGAGUGAGGAAAAGUAUUUAUUCGGUCCCCAGAAUGAUUAUAAAAAUGUAAAUAAAUAUAUUUAUCUUAGAAACGAAUAAAAAUUGCGAGAUAA